Messenger RNA from Wickerhamiella sorbophila, 828 nucleotides. Its product is annotated as Trans-aconitate 3-methyltransferase. NCBI's taxonomy places the organism in Eukaryota, Fungi, Ascomycota, Dipodascomycetes, Dipodascales, Trichomonascaceae. The coding region runs from base 1 to 828 and encodes 275 amino acids. Gene Ontology annotation, molecular function: S-adenosylmethionine-dependent methyltransferase activity. The record is from RefSeq and is a predicted model, not a curated record. The transcript has a single exon.
AUGAGUACCUUUGCACAGAGUAAUUACGCCGCGCACAAUUACAAGAACUUUAGACCAGUCUACCCGCCUCAAUUUUAUGAGUAUCUCAAGAAGCAUUUCGUGUCCAAACCGAACUUGGCCAUUGACUUGGGCUGUGGUACCGGCCAGGCAACGUUCGAGCUAGCGAACCUCGCUGAGAGCGUUGUAGGAGUUGAUAACUCUGCGACAAUGAUUGAUCAGGCGCGCGCAUCAAGCCAUCCAGACAAUGUGAGCUUCCGCGUGGGCAAUGACCGUACAUUUGCCGAUGGCGUUUCCCCUGACUCGGUAGAUUUGAUCACGGUUGCCGAGGCAGCGCACUGGUUCGAUUUAGCGCCAUUCUACAAAACGGCCCAUGAAAUCCUUCGCAAGGAUGGCAUUCUGGCAAUUUGGGGAUACUGUGAUCAGACAAUUCAGGAGUACCCUGCUGUCUCUGAUAUCACUGAAAAGUACUCUUAUCACCCGGACUACCUCGGUAAGUUCUGGGACCAAGGCCGAGAUCGACUGCAUCACUUUUAUAGUGACGACAAAAUCCCCGACACUUUAUUUCGCGACGUCGAGUACCGCUUCAAUAGCUCCAAGGAACUUUCACCGCAAGAGAAGCUUGAGAUCAGUAAACAGAUGACCUUCAAAGAGUUCAUGGACUAUUUCCGUACCUAUUCGGCAUAUCAUACCUGGCUGGCUGCUCGUGGAGGCUCUGAGGAAGACAUAUUCGAUCGCAUGCAGAGAGAAAUCAUGGAUCGAACCGGGCUCAAGCUCGAGAGUACUAUCACUGUCAAAUGGAAUACUGUUUACAUGUUUGGUCGAAAGUAA